UUAGUAUUAUAAUUAGUAUUAACAAUGCUCAAUGCAUUUCAUGCCCAAUCUGGUUUUCUUUCAGUGGAUGGCUGCAUUGACUGGUCAGUGGAUCUCAAGACAUACAUGGCUUUGGCAGGUGAACCAGUACGGGUGAAAUGCGCCCUUUUCUACAGUUAUAUUCGCACCAACUAUAGCAUGGCCCAGAGCACUGGACUCAGGCUUAUGUGGUACAAAAACAAGGGUGAUUUGGAAGAGCCCAUCAUCUUUUCAGAGGUCAGGAUGAGCAAAGAAGAAGAUUCAAUAUGGUUUCACUCAGCUGAGGCACAAGACAGUGGUUUCUACACUUGUGUUUUAAGAAACUCGACAUAUUGCAUGAAGGUGUCAAUGUCCUUGACUGUUGCAGAGAAUGAAUCAGGCCUGUGCUACAAUAGCAGGAUACGGUAUUUAGAGAAAUCUGAAGUCACUAAAAGAAAAGAGAUCUCCUGCCCAGACAUGGAUGACUUUAAAAAGUCUGAUCAAGAGCCUGAUGUUGUGUGGUACAAGGAAUGCAAGCCAAAAAUGUGGAGAAGCAUAAUAAUACAGAAAGGAAAUGCUCUUCUAAUCCAAGAAGUUCAAGAAGAAGAUGGAGGAAAUUACACUUGUGAACUUAAGUAUGAAGGAAAACUUGUGAGACGAACAACUGAAUUGAAAGUUACAGCUUUACUCACAGACAAGCCUCCCAAGCCAUUGUUCCCCAUGGAGAAUCAGCCAAGUGUUAUAGAUGUCCAGCUGGGUAAGCCUCUGAACAUCCCUUGCAAAGCAUUCUUUGGAUUCAGUGGAGAGUCUGGACCAAUGAUCUACUGGAUGAAAGGGGAGAAGUUUAUUGAAGAACUGGCAGGUCACAUUAGAGAGGGUGAAAUAAGGCUCCUCAAAGAGCAUCUUGGAGAAAAAGAAGUUGAGUUGGCACUCAUCUUUGAUUCAGUGGUGGAGGCUGACCUGGCAAAUUAUACCUGCCAUGUGGAAAACCGAAAUGGACGGAAACAUGCCAGUGUUCUGCUGCGUAAAAAGGAUUUAAUCUACAAAAUUGAACUUGCAGGAGGCCUGGGAGCAAUCUUCCUUCUCCUUGUACUGCUUGUGAUCAUCUACAAAUGUUACAAUAUUGAAUUAAUGCUCUUCUACCGACAGCAUUUUGGAGGUGAUGAAACUACCAAUGACAACAAGGAAUAUGAUGCCUAUCUGUCUUACACAAAAGUGGACCAAGAUACUUUAGACUGUGACAAUCCUGAAGAAGAACAGUUUGCUCUUGAAAUACUGCCAGAUGUCCUGGAAAAACACUAUGGAUAUAAACUCUUCAUCCCAGAAAGGGACCUGAUUCCAAGUGGAACAUACAUUGAAGAUCUCACAAGAUGUGUUGAGCAAAGCAGAAGACUUAUUAUCGUGCUAACUCCAGACUAUAUUCUCAGACGAGGAUGGAGUAUUUUCGAAUUGGAAAGCAGACUCCAUAACAUACUAGUCAGUGGAGAAAUCAAAGUGAUUUUGAUUGAGUGUACAGAAUUAAGAGGAAAGGUGAAUUGCCAGGAAGUAGAAUCACUAAAGCGCAGCAUCAAACUUCUGUCCCUAAUCAAGUGGAAGGGACCAAAAAGCAGCAAAUUAAAUUCUAAGUUUUGGAAGCAAUUAGUAUAUGAAAUGCCCAUCAAGAAAAAAGAAAUGCUUUCUCGGUGUCAUGUUCUGGACUCUGCAGAACAAGGACUUUUUGGAGAACUCCAGCCUAUACCCUCUAUUGCUAUGACCAGUACCUCGACCUCUCUGGUGUCAUCUCAAGCUGCUCUCCCUGAUUUCCACCAUUCAGAUUCAAUGCAAAUGAGACACUGUUGCAGAGGUUAUAAACAUGAGAUGCCAACCACCACCUUGCCAGUACCUUCCUUAGGCAACCACCACACUUAUUGCAACCUGCCUCUGACGCUUCUCAAUGGACAGCUACCCCUUAAUAAUGCCCUGAAAGAUAACCAGGAAUUUCAUAGGAACAAUUCCCUGCUACCUUUAUCAUCCAAAGAGCUUAGCUUCACCAGUGAUAUUUGGUAG
Panthera uncia (snow leopard) is the source of this 2043-nucleotide messenger RNA. RefSeq names its product interleukin 1 receptor accessory protein like 2 (gene IL1RAPL2). The transcript is spliced from 9 exons. Gene Ontology annotation, molecular function: interleukin-1, type II, blocking receptor activity. Bases 25 to 2043 code for a protein of 672 amino acids. Gene Ontology annotation, biological process: signal transduction. The record is from RefSeq and is a predicted model, not a curated record. Lineage: Eukaryota; Metazoa; Chordata; Mammalia; Carnivora; Felidae.